UAUGAUUGCGGCGAGUGCAGGGUCAAAGACGCCGUAGUACCGUUCAGCGAUCACCGAUGUCAACUCCCGUGAAAAGACGUUCAUCAGCACAAUUAGACCCUGCAACUCCAACUGAAGGCGGUGCAACCGCACUCGAAUCAUCUUUACUGCACUUUCUCCAUCAACACCACAUCACCGCGGCCUCCCUCCGCCAUCAAACUGAGAAAUCCAAAAAAGAAGCCAUUAGAGCGGGGAAUCGAGUGUCGGUAUUACUGGUAGAUGCUGUUAAUGGCGGAGUUCAAGAAUCUUUUCUAUAUCAAAAACAGAUUGAAAUGGAAAUUCGAUCUUUAACUACGACAAUUAAUCGGUUUCACAAACAAACUCAGCAAUGGCUGACUGCAUCUCACUCACUCAACACUGCCAUCAAGGAAAUUGGGGAUUUUGAGAAUUGGAUAAAAGUUAUGGAAUACGAUUGUAAAAGUAUCACUACUGCUAUCCGCAAUAUUCAUCAAAACUGAAACGAAUUUCAUUUCAUUCUUUCUGUAAUUGAUGCAAAUUUUUUUGUAUAUCCUGAUUUUGUAAGUUUUUUUUUAUUAUUAUUUUUUUAUUUUCUUUUAUAUAUUUUUUUAAUGUUACUGGUGUUAUAUGGAGUAUAUUGAUAAGCAUAUUUUUAAAAAUAGUGUGUCUGAUCAUAUGCAACUGAUCUAGUCUCCUGUAUUUAGAGCCAUCAUCUCAUUUGUGCUACAACGAUUUAUGAAUGAUGACUGUUUUUUAUCUGUCCUAUAUGGUUGUUUACACAUAGUUGUGUGCCCAAUUUGGCUUGAGUUCCUGUUUAAUACUAGUAUGAAUUUUUGUUUGUUUAGUUUUGUUGAAACCAAGCUAUAACGUUUUGCUGGCAAAAACCUUUAAUAUUUCUGUUCUAUAUGAUUGUGUGUCUUCAUACUCCCCUUCUUAUAUCAAGUAAUGGAAAGAGUUUGAGAUAUCUGUAGUUAUGAAAGUUUCGAAUGAUGUGAUGACUUAUUUAGAGAUUGAGGGAGUAGAAGAAAGGAGGUAAUGACUUCACUGAUCACCUUAGUUUAAAAGCUCGCCAUUGUGUGUCUAAGACGAGCACUUGGGCGGGCUAUGGAUUAGGCAUCUUGAUAGGGUUAGACGAGGUUCAUAGUCUCUAAGUCGAGUGCCUUACAGCUCAUUUUAGACUUAGUCGCAGAAGGAGCUCAUUUCUAGUUGGCACCCGCCAAGAAUGUUUUUUUUUCAAUUCUUCUUCAUUUCUCUUCUUUUUGUUUUCUGAUUUAGUUUGGAGUGUUGGACACUUUCUUUUCUGGGUUUUGGGAUGCAUCUCAUACCCAAAGGUACUUAAGGGCACCUUGUGCCAUUAAAACUUAGCUGAUUACCUCUUGGUUCUAGUUUGCUGUGAAUUUUUCACUGGUGUACAAUGUACUGCUGAGUGCUGUGAGACAACCAAUCAAUUGACACAAAGAAAUCCAACCUGUGGACUAUGGGUGCCCAACUAUGUUACUUAAACUCGCGUGUGUCGCUCGGAAGCUAUUGGAGAUCAGAGGAUCAGACACGCAACACAAGGGCUGAGUAGGAGUGUCAAAAUAACAGACAAUGGGAAAUAAGGGAUGCAUCAGGUAUCUAAGUAUGUGGAAGAAAGAAAAUGCUUACUGCAAUUGAAAUGAUUAGCCGGACCAUUUAUCAUUUUAUGGUGUAAGAGAAAAUGUUAAUUUAGUGGGGCUACUACACUCUGAUUCAGGUUGGUGCAUUUGGAGCUAAUUGAAUUACUUAUUUAGUCCAGUUCUUUAUCCGUCUUCUAACUCCUACAGUUUCUAGUGAUAAAAAAAUGUCACAUAUACAGUUUGAACUUUCUGAAAUUGUAUCCUUUUGGUUAAUUAGCUCAAUUCUUACUAAGCUCUUGAGAUUUUUUACUAAUUGAUAAAGAUUAUUAAACGUGGCAGAUGAUUUUUUUAGUAAAAUGCCUUAAUAAAACAUUUGCGCUUUUUAUGUAUGUGAAGUUGCAAAUGAUGCUUGCAAUCAAGAACAAUCUCUUUGUUGUUACUAGGGUAAGAUUGUGUAAAUCCGAACUCUAAUUUCUCCUUGAUUGGAGUCUUUGGACAUUGGAGUAUUGACAUGUUGAUAUCAAUUAAAUAGUCCAAGCCUACAACUACAGUCUGUUACUCGGACUCCUUAUUUUGCAUUACGUAUCUGUGUCCGAUCCUUGAUGCUCGGACAUUGGUAUGACACUUAGACACUUCAUUUUGGGUGUAAAACUGAAUAUUUAGACGUAUCCGACACUUAGACACGUACCGGUAUCCGACGUCAAUACCCGAGUCAAGUAACAAAGACUACAGUAUUAGCAGUAAAGAUUAAACUUCAAGUCUACAUUGGCUCAAA
Molecule: messenger RNA, 2370 nt
Organism: Amaranthus tricolor (Joseph's coat)
Lineage: Eukaryota; Viridiplantae; Streptophyta; Magnoliopsida; Caryophyllales; Amaranthaceae
Product: biogenesis of lysosome-related organelles complex 1 subunit 1
Exons: 3
Coding region: 57-497 (146 amino acids)
Biological process (GO): endosomal transport
Cellular component (GO): BLOC-1 complex
Source: RefSeq, a predicted model, not a curated record